GGAGCUCAUCACCGAAUGUGCAUCAUCUGUAAUGCCAUCACCAUUUGCGCACCCUCAUCGAGCUCAAGUGAGAUGGAUCUCUUUUAUCAAUGUAAGGAGGUCUUAAAGAUCCAGAAGUUCCGGCGUAUGGUGUCCUAUGCUGGAUUCUACUGCUUCACCACCCUCAUUACCUAUGCUUACACAAGCAAUACGACAAGGGCUGGGAUCUCUAGAGCGGACCAGUAUUAUGCCUCCUACCCUGCUGGUACUGAGCUACUGACUGACACUGCAAAGCUUUACAAGGCCGCAUUAGGUAAUUGUUUUGAGAUAGAUGACUGGGGCCCGAUUGAGUUCUCCAUCAUGGCAAAGCAUUUUGAUAGGCAAGGGAAACCACCCUAUGCGUACCACGCACAAUACCUGGCACAUCUCCUCUCCCAUGGGCAACUCGAAGGAAGCGAUUAAAUGCAGGAUGUAUUGUUGGUAGCAUCAGUGCAACAAGAAUUUCACUAGACCUUGUACAAAAGUCUUGUCUUGCUAUAACACUGAGUUCAGAUUGCGUUGGCCAACAAAUUGCAGAGCUGAAAUUUAGGCCAUCAACUGGUACAAUAUCAGUACCUAAUGUGUACGUGUCACGCAACGAUUUCUGAAAAACAUGACGCUGUCCUGUUGGAGUUUAA
Molecule: messenger RNA, 656 nt
Organism: Panicum hallii
Lineage: Eukaryota; Viridiplantae; Streptophyta; Magnoliopsida; Poales; Poaceae
Exons: 5
Coding region: 16-441 (141 amino acids)
Source: RefSeq, a predicted model, not a curated record